AUGGAGAGAGUGGAUAAUUUGCAAAUGCUGAGAAAUUCAGAAGAGAAAAUUGGACAGGAGAACAGCAAGGGAACCAGACGUGAGAGUCGAAACUGCCGAAAAGUCUACCUAGUGGGCGGAUUUGUUCUCUUAGCUGGUGGCAUACUCUGCGUUCUCGUCGGUCUGUACGCGUCGAAGUUAAACCGCAACGUAAGGAAGCGCAACACGCAAUGCUCCGAAGCUCCUCUCAAUUUGUGUGAAUAUUCAGAUGAAGCGAAGAGAGUGAAGCUUCCGGAGUUUCUGAAUAAAGUCCACGAGGUUUAUUAUAAGUUAUACCCAGAGACGCACGCUUGGGAAAUUAACAUCUCUGAUGAAGAAGCUACAAACAAUGUGAGAGAAAGGUAGGUGUGUCAGUAUAUAAUAAUAUGCAAGUUUGCUAUGAUGUAUAAAUGUAUAAUUAGUAUUAAUGAAUAUAAGAUGAAAGAUAGAUAGACUGGUUUAUUAAGUCACUUUGCAGCAAUAAAACUGAAUUGCAUGACCUAUUUUAAAAUACCAUGUUGUUAUACUCCUAUUAAUUUAUUAAAAAUUUGAAAGGGAACUAAUUAUGAGAAUACAAUGCAUAAUAAAUCUCUCAAUUUUUGUAACAGGCACUGUAAAUUUUCUCUGUUUCCUACGAUUGCGUCUGAUCAUCUAAAUGACGGGAUUCCUGCGGAAGAAAGAUAG
Paramuricea clavata is the source of this 702-nucleotide messenger RNA. The record is from the annotation of a GenBank genome assembly. Lineage: Eukaryota; Metazoa; Cnidaria; Anthozoa; Malacalcyonacea; Plexauridae.